Messenger RNA from Rhodofomes roseus, 2120 nucleotides. Its product is annotated as glycoside hydrolase family 18 protein. The record is from RefSeq and is a predicted model, not a curated record. Gene Ontology annotation, biological process: chitin catabolic process; carbohydrate metabolic process. Gene Ontology annotation, cellular component: extracellular region. Gene Ontology annotation, molecular function: chitin binding; phosphatidylinositol binding; chitinase activity. The transcript has 10 exons. Lineage: Eukaryota; Fungi; Basidiomycota; Agaricomycetes; Polyporales; Fomitopsidaceae. The coding region runs from base 243 to 2009 and encodes 588 amino acids.
ACGGGCGGUGGCGCAGGGGCCGAGACGGCUGGAGAUGUCGCACUCUGCUCCGGGAGGAGACGACGAUCGGGUUCCCAGCCCACCGUUGCUUGACAUCAAGUCACCGGGGGCUUCCUACUCCAUCCCUGCGUCUGGCCAAGUGCGGCACCUUUCUCGUCGCGUCGUCAUAUAUAACCACGCCUACAUGAGCCCGUCCGAGUCCCUCCCCGCCCGUCAGGACUGCCACCACGUCUGCGCAGAGGAUGGCUGUUACACGGGCUUCCAUCACCAAGCACACUACAGCGUCGUCGCCACGGCCUCACAUUCUGUACAUCGUCGAGGUCGUCCACGACGAUGACACGAAGACAGAAGUGCCCCGACGCUAUUCCGAGUUCGUCGAUCUGCAUACGUCGCUCGGCGGCCCGCAAACGUUGCCGCCCAAACGCAUCCUCGUCACAUCCUUCAUACCCUCAGCAUGGGCAGACGACAAACUCAUCGCCGAGCGCAAGGAGGGCCUCUCCGCGUAUCUCUCCAAGCUACUUGAAUCCCCGGCCUACGCAUCGAGCCCUGCUCUGCUGAACUUCCUCGGCAGCACGCCGUCCAUCGCAACGACUACCUCGGACUUCAACCUCGAAGAUGCACUGCCCUCGACACUCUCCAGGAAUACCGCCUUGCACGCCAUGAAGGAGCUGGAGCGGGCACAGAGCACCACGCCGAUCGCCGCAGGGUACUAUCCCGAUUGGGCGACCGGGACCAUCGCUCCGCAGAACGUCGACUUCUCCAAGUUUGACGUCCUGUUGUUUGCGUUCGCAACGCCGAACUCCUCCAACGGUCUGAACUGGGACUCGGGUGCUACAUCGACCCUACAGACACUGGUCAGCAGCGCACACAACAGCGGCUACGACACGAAAGUCGUCCUCUCCAUCGGCGGCUGGAGUGGAGGCUACUGGUUCUCGCAGGUGAUGAACUCGUCGAAUAACGCAGCGUUCGUCCAGACCUGUGUCGACGCUGUGAACACCUAUAACCUCGACGGGAUCGACAUUGACUGGGAGUACCCCAACGAGACUGGGGCGGGCAACUUGCACUCCUCAGACGACGCCGCCAACCUCCUCACUUUCUUCACGUCCCUGCGCUCAGCACUGGGCUCAAGCAAGAUCAUCUCCGCCGCCGUGACCGACCUCCCUUGGAUCGGUUCCGACGGCAACCCCCUCACGGACGUCUCCGCCUACGCCCAGCAAAUGACCUACGCGAACAUCAUGAACUACGACGUUUUUGGCUCGUCGACCACCUCGCCUGGGCCCAACGCGCCCCUCGGGAACCUCUGCGGAAACUCCACAACGCCGCAGUACAGCGCGGAGGCCGCGUUCUCGCAGUGGACCGGCGCGGGCUUCCCCGCGGGCCAGCUCGUGCUCGGCCUCCCGCUGUACGGCUACGUCUCGCAGAGCAGCACGACGACGCUGACGGACUUCAAGCGCCCGGAGGCCGACAAGAGCAGUGCGAACGCCAGUAAGGAUGCGGGUGCGAGUGCGGGUCCGGAGUUGCGGGCGUACCGCCAGCGCGUCUUGGGUUUGGCGGGCAAGCAGGCCGACGCGUGCCCGAUCCCGGCGAAGGCUGGGAGCGCAGGUGCGCCGCCGAACUUCCUGAAGGGCGCGCAUCCGCGGGCAAAGCAGGGGGAGCAGGGGAAGGGCGACGUGGAGAGGGCGCAAGAUGCGGGUGACUUGAGCUCGUACUGGGGCCAGCAGAUCGCGUUCAACCAGAUCGUGGCGCUGGGCGCGCUGCAGGAGUCGAGCGGCGGGACGUUCACGCAGGCGAAUGGGUACACGGAAGGCUGGGAUAAUUGCAGUGACACACCGUACCUGUACGACACCGCCCGGACGACGGUCGUGGCAUACGAUGACACCUACUCCCUCGGUGACAAGGCGUCGUACGCCAAGAGCGCAGGGAUGGCGGGAUGCUUUACGUGGUCGCUCGACCAGGAUUAUAACUACGUCUUGCAAGAUGUCAUCCGGUCUAAUUUGGGGUUGUCCUGACCUGGAGCAGAGGCUGCGCGAGGAUACCACGUUUCUCUGUAUUCUGGAUUUUGUAUCAUUAGGUUGGGCUGAAAUGGAGGCGGGGCGAUUGCGAUCGUAGUGGGGGAAGGU